CAUGGAGGUGAGAUGCAUCUCGAGUGAGCUCCUCCAUUAUCUGGCUUUAAGACACUUCUGACAAGCUUAAUCAGCUCGACUAGAGACAAGUCUUGUCACACAGUGGCCCUCCGACCUCCCUGAUACGAGUAGGAGUGGAUAAAGAGCUGCAGGGAGGUUUCAUACCUUUAUGUGGUGGAUGCGGCCUAGUGUUUGCCAAGUGGGAGAGGCGGCCAAUCUCCCAGACUGGAGGUGCCAAGAGGAAGCUAUUUGCCAGCAACAGCCCUAUUCUACCAUCCCCCCCCCCUGGACCGGUGGGGGUGAUCCCGGUCCACCCCUGGGAGGUAGCCCAGCACUGGCAGACUUGCAGGGUGAAGUCAUCAAAGCUGACAGACACCACUAUGACCAAUGCAAGAUGGCGGAACCUGCGUGUUUGUCUAACUCCAGCACAGUAUAGUUAGACAUGGAGUCCAGGCUGGAUAGCCUCUUUGCUAAAUUCUGGCAGCAGUUAGAAAGCAGACAACUUUACCAUGCACCAUCGCAGCCAAAGGACCACCCACAUGACCUGCAGGCUCCAGAUCACCAUCGUGAAUCAUCACCGUUAACAGUGAAGAAAGCCCAAAUAUGGUGGAGCCGCAAGCGGCACAAGCAGUGGAGCUCACCUAAACUGAAAGUGGCACAUAUGCUGAAGUCCAAGCACGGUGACAAGCCUGAGAAGCAGAGGAGAGCCCUGUUCCUGAUCUAUGUUUUGAUCUGCCGACUUUCAUCUAGCACUAAACGCCUGAAACACUCCUUCAAGGAAAUGCAUAGUGCUCUGCCAACUGAAGGCACAGGGUGACUGGGGAUGUUUGUAGUGGGGAAACUUAGUUUAUUUAACUAAUUUUGGGGCAUAUACUGCUGCCAAAGUCUCUUUAUGCCUGUUAUUGUUUGCUCAGAUGCCUCAUUUACUCUUCUUACUACGGGACCUCCUCUUGCUAAGCUUUGUAAUGCCUGUUUUUUUCUCCAAAAAAAAAGAGCAGUUCUUCCUGACUUUUCAUUUAAUGCUAACACCUGUUAUUGUCGAUCAAACUCAUGUGAAAUGUACUCAUGUUUGCUAUACAAUGCUCAACAAAAAAAGAAUGUAAAAAAAAA
Pelobates cultripes (western spadefoot toad) is the source of this 1110-nucleotide messenger RNA. NCBI's taxonomy places the organism in Eukaryota, Metazoa, Chordata, Amphibia, Anura, Pelobatidae. The record is from the annotation of a GenBank genome assembly.